AAUUACAAAAUCAGAAGAGAUCCCCCCCCCAAAAUGAGUCAGAUCCUCUGGGCACAGACCUGAAGUCCCUGCUGCUCCUCGCUGGCUGAAGAUCCAAGGUGGUAGGAGAAGACACAGCAUCUGCAUCGUCUCUGGGAUUAUUAUUCAUCACUUCCUGCUGCCUUUUCUUUUGGGACAAGAAGCUUGCAAUCUAAAUGUGUGACAUGAUUGAACCCCAGCCCCCUCAGAAGCUGAGCAAGAUGAAAAAGUUGAGAAGAACUUUGUCUGAGAGUUUCAGCAGGAUAGCAUUGAAGAAGGAUGAGAACACCAUUGAUGAGAUAUGUGUCACCAAGAUGUCCACACGCAACUACCAGGGAAUGGACUCUGUGAUCAAACCACUGGACACCAUUCCUGAAGACAAGAAAGUCCGGGUUCAGAGGACUCAGAGCAGUUUUGACCCGUUCGAAAAGUCUGCAAACCAGGUGAAGAGAGUGCACUCUGAAAACAAUGCAUGCAUUAACUUUAAGAGUGCCUCCGUGGGGAAGGAGUCUCCCAAAGUCAGACGUCAUUCAAGCCCUAGCUCGCCAACAAGUCCUAAAUUUGGUAAGGCCGACUCUUAUGAAAAACUGGAAAAACUAGGAGAAGGCUCGUACGCUACAGUUUACAAAGGCAAAAGCAAAGUAAAUGGAAAGUUAGUGGCACUAAAGGUGAUUAGACUGCAAGAGGAGGAGGGGACUCCAUUUACUGCCAUCAGGGAAGCAUCACUGUUGAAGGGGCUGAAGCAUGCGAACAUCGUUCUUCUCCAUGAUAUCAUCCACACCAAGGAGACCCUCACCCUGGUCUUUGAAUAUGUGCAUACCGAUCUGUGUCAGUACAUGGACAAAUACCCCGGGGGUCUGAAUCCUGACAAUGUGAAGCUAUUUCUGUUCCAGUUGCUGCGAGGACUGGCCUACAUUCACCAGGGCCACAUCCUGCACAGAGACCUGAAACCGCAGAACCUUCUCAUCGGAGAUACGGGGGAGCUGAAGCUGGCCGACUUCGGUCUUGCACGAGCCAAGUCAGUCCCAAGCCACACAUACUCUAAUGAAGUAGUAACACUUUGGUAUAGACCCCCUGAUGUCCUUUUUGGCUCCACAGAAUAUUCCACCUGUCUCGACAUGUGGGGUGUAGGAUGUAUAUUCAUAGAAAUGAUCCAGGGCGUCGCUGCCUUUCCAGGAAUGAAAGACAUACAGGACCAACUGGAGCGAAUAUUUCUGAUUCUGGGAACACCUAAUGAAGAGACAUGGCCGGGGGUCCAUUCCUUACCACACUUUAAACCAGACCGAUUUACACAGUACGGCCCUAAGAAUCUGCGACAGGCUUGGAACAAGUUGAGUUAUAUGAAUCAUGCUGAAGAUCUCGCCUCCAAAUUGCUCCAGUGUUUCCCCAAAAACCGAUUAUCUGCCCAGGCUGCUUUGAACCAUGACUACUUCAGCGAUCUUCCCCCACGGCUCCUUGAGUUGAGCGAUAUGUCUUCCAUUUUUACUGUGCCGAAUGUGAAGUUACAGCCAGAAGCUGGAGACAGCAUGCGGAUGUUCGGAAAAAACCAUAGUUUCAGUAAAAGCCUCUCAAACAGCAAGCACUGAUGAUGUCAUGUCACGUGGCAGGAUUUAGGAGAACACGUCAAUCAUUGAAGAAAGAAGAUCAUGGAAUGAGAAUAUUUGCCUUAUGGAUAACUUUUGGUGGUUGAUCAUCAACCUCACGCUGACUGGUCACUGCUGAGGAUCUCCCAAGACAAUGUUCCACCCACUUAUUUGCUUCGAGCCUUGCACGCCAUUUGCUACCUUGUGAUUUAUAUGAAGAUUAAAAUGUAAUAUCUACAUGGCAUAAUUUUUUAUGUUCUUUUAUUUUUUUAUUUAAUUUCAGACCACACAUGUUCAUAUAUCUAUAAACCUUCCAGAUUUUUGCUCUACGAGGCUGAAUUUCGCUAUUUAUCAGUUUGCAAGACUUUUCAUAGAGAAAGCAAAAAUAUCAUUUGCAAUAAAUGUUUGAAGCAAGUUCAUACUGGAUCAUUUAGUAUACAUUUCUAUAGAAGGACUUUAAUGUCAUUGGGCAUUGCGGCCUCUUCUUACAAUUAGCAAUAUUUUGUUGAGCAUCAAAGCAAGGAUGAGAAAACACUGACAUUUGUACUUCACUACUACAUUAUAGAAAUAAUGUAUUCAUGUUUUUUUUAGAAUAAAACGUAUAUAUAUAGAGAAUAUGAAUGGGAAUGCAGGAGUUGGGUUGGGUUUUUUCAGUCUUGUAGCUAUGGCCAAGCUAACCAAAAAAUUACAUUUUCUCCGUUUGCAGCCCAUUUUUUCCUGGUAUUUAACGUUCUUAUGGUAUUUUCACUCUCCUAUUUUCUUCUGGUGUUUCAUUUUUACAGAUAUUUAAAGAUGUUAGAAACAUAAAAAAUAACCCCCUGCACCCAAAGUCAUGAAUAUUAAAAAAAUAAAAAAAUCCCCUGCAUGGGAACUACUGUUAGCCCUCAGGUUUCUUUUAUUUGACCAGUAUGUCUCCAUACUUUUACAUGUCUUUAUUUACAAACACUAGUUGAAGCAGCUCUGCCUGUCUGACACACAGCGGGAAAUCCCAGCACCAUCUGAACUAGAAACUGAGUUAUAUGCAGCCAAUAACACACUAGUUGGGAAGGAAGCAGCUACAUUUUCUAGACAGAGGGCAGUGUUCAAAUGUUUUUUUCCCUUUAUAUGAAAAUUGGAAUAAAAAAAUAAAUAAAUGAUACUAUGCAUUUUAGAUAUUCUGUGGGGGAUUUACUAUCAAAAUGCACAUGAAUUUUGGUGCAGAGGGUCCGGCAGUUGCAGAAAGUCCAGAGCCUCUAGGUGUAACAGCAACACCCCCAGUGCACCUAGAGGCUCAUUUGCACAUAUUAAAACAUCAUUUUUCUCAGCAAUGCGGGCACAUAGGAACAUGGGACCAACACAGAUGCCUUCAGCUGCCAAGUGCACAUAUAACAGGUCAGCCGAUUUCAUAGGUACAAAUCUGCUGCCCUUUAAACUAGGCCAACUAAUAGGUCAUAGAAAUUAAGACUAAGUCUAAAAGUGUGCCACCUUUAUAUUGACUAGUCUAUAGACCGUCUAGACAUGUUGAGACUGUGUAGUUUAAGCUAACACUGUCUAAAUAUUAUUAUUAUAUUAUCAUAAUCUCUAUUAAACUUCUUUCAUAGUAGAAUUAGGAAUAUAAAUUAAGGACAAAAAAAAUCACUUUUUAAAGGGAUAAUAGAAUUUGGACAGUCUGUUUUGUUAAAAAUGCUCCUCAUAAUAAAGAUGAUCAUUGGUUGUCCCACUAAGAUUGGAUUCCUAGCCAUCACUUGUAUUCUACUCUCUCUGCAACUGCCGCACUCUCUGCACUUUGAUUAACAGGUCCAGGUGUGAUUAUGUUUUCACUGCUUGGUCCUAUCAAUCAAAGUAGAGAGAGCUCAGCAGUUGCAGAGAGACCGGAGCCUCUAGGUUCAAUGUCAACGCCAUUUUAAUGCAGUGCCACUACAGGAGAAAUAAGAAAUUGCAUUUGGCCCAUUUUAAUGAAAGGGUUGAUGGUCCCGAAGGAGGUUUCUUCCUCUCUGUUGACUCAGAAUUUCUAAAAAGACUUUAAAAAUUGUGGUUUUGAAACCGUACUACACCUUUAAAUAUUCAUAUCCCAAAUGGAAAUUAUGGAGGCAGUAAUCCACUCUGAACCCCCUCUAACCUGCUUUCUUAGCCAGAGUAGAGAAGCCACUGGAAAAGGUGCCUUUACUUGUGGUGACCUCAGCUCGUCAAAGCCAUCCAUGGUCACCUAAUUAAUUUGAAUGGACACCAUGUAAUACAGCAUCUCUCCUGCAGUGGCCACUAGAGGCCGAAUAUAAUUUCAACUUGUUGCAAUUAAUAUGAAAUAUCCCUUAAUGUGUGUUGCAGAGUUUGUCAGUUCUAUAUUCAUCUGCAAAUCUACCACGGUGAUCUUAUUUUUUCGAGUCAUAAAUAAAAGGGGUAAUUAGCAUUGUGUAGAGUUUCUGAUCACAUACUGUACCAAAGCAGCUUCCAGUUUCCUGUCUUGUACAUGUUCCAUGCUGAUUGCUUGACACCUCCAUGUGCAUUAUGUCUAUUGCUUGGCUUUCUUAAGUGAGCUGUUCCAGUACCAAUAUGAUAGGAUGUAAGGACAGCCUACAAAAUCUUCAGGAUCUCUUCGGUGUAAGCUGGGAAGUAUAGGCUCUUUCUUCAUUCAUUACAUUGAAUUACUAAACUUGGCUCUUGAAAUGCAGCAGACAGCUUUAAAGCUUUGUCCACGUCCCACUUUUGAGCUAGGUCUUUGGCUGCAGAUGAGUUAAGCUCUUAUACAGAAGAUUAUGGGGUAUGGCCAGUUUAGGAGGUUGUGGCUAGAGACUGUUAAGUGAGGCUGUCAACUUUGACAGAAACAUAAAAAAAAGCCAUAUUUAGAUUUUAUCGAAGAAAUUCAAGAAUAAAUGGUUCCCAUUACUGGUGCUGGUCCAUUCCAUCACUCUCCCCCAUCCCAGUAGGUGCGGAGAGGAAAAGCAGGUUCACAUGUUCUCAUUGCCCAUUGGGAAGGGAGAAUGGACUAAACAUUGGGGCCAGCUUCAUGUUGACCCUACAGAAGACACUGGGUGGAAUAUUUUUUUAAUUUUUUCUAUUAUUUAUUAUAAAUUGCUAGGUCGUAAGUCCAGCUUGCAUAUUUUUUUGAAGUCAUAGCAAGUGGAUGCUCAUUACCAUCUUUAGUGUUUAUUGAAGACCUACAUACUCUAAAGGGGAUUCCCAUCCCCAGAUGUCAUUGGUGCAUGUGAGAUAUUUGCACUUGUGGUUUUUAUGAGGCAAGACCCCACCAGUCCUCAUCGGACAGUGGUUCCUUAGGCCCACCAGAGGAAA
Bufo gargarizans (Asiatic toad) is the source of this 4868-nucleotide messenger RNA. RefSeq names its product cyclin dependent kinase 14 (gene CDK14). Gene Ontology annotation, cellular component: cytoplasm; nucleus; cytosol. NCBI's taxonomy places the organism in Eukaryota, Metazoa, Chordata, Amphibia, Anura, Bufonidae. The transcript has 15 exons. Gene Ontology annotation, biological process: protein phosphorylation. Gene Ontology annotation, molecular function: ATP binding; cyclin binding; cyclin-dependent protein serine/threonine kinase activity. The record is from RefSeq and is a predicted model, not a curated record. Bases 195 to 1604 code for a protein of 469 amino acids.